Oncorhynchus kisutch (coho salmon) is the source of this 3613-nucleotide messenger RNA. Its product is annotated as transcription factor HES-5. The transcript has 2 exons. Lineage: Eukaryota; Metazoa; Chordata; Actinopteri; Salmoniformes; Salmonidae. Bases 2593 to 3057 code for a protein of 154 amino acids. The record is from RefSeq and is a predicted model, not a curated record. Gene Ontology annotation, molecular function: protein dimerization activity.
UUUUGCGUUCUGUGUGCUGCUGUGUCAGUUGAGCAGUGGGGGGAGGUGCCCUAGCGGGACGUGUGGUGCCUAGUACAUCUUACAGUAAAAACAGCUAUUUUGUUCAUUCAUGCUGUUUCUGUGUAUUUUUUUAAACUCCAGAUUGUGAGAUUGUCUUAACCAACCUUGCAUCUCCCACAUGUGUCCCUCUCUCUCUCUCUUCCGCCAAACUGUGCCAUGUAAAAGGGCCCAAUGCAUUCCUGACUGUUGUGCUGAACCAGGCUUCGCCUGAGAGGGGCAGGUGCUUGGUAUCACACGCCUCAUCAAGUAGGGCAUCCUUGUGGCAUGAGCCACACAGGGACCUGGGAAAUGCCUGACCUCUCUUUAGACCUGAUAAAUCCUCCUCGAUGUGGACCCCGGGCUAUGGCAUCCCAUGGAUAUUUGACCUGAAGUGGGAAAUUGUCAAAUGUAUGACUUCUGUCUUAGUUGACGCCCUGUCAGUACUGUCAUGGGUCAGUGUGUUGGUGGUCAGUUUUAAUAGGUAUUAAACAUACAAAAACAAUAAAUAUCUUAUUAUUGCUCUGCAAUGUACCACUACAUGUUUGUUUUUUUCAAUUAACUUGUUCUGGAGAAGGUUCAAUCUUGUUUGUUUAUCAUUGGAUUGUGUAUUUACUGUAUGUCCAUGUCUGUAUUCCAUUAUCCGACAAUAACACAAAUAUAACAUGUAUUUUUCUUUAUAUCAUAAUAGCAGCCUGAAGUCUUUUUAUUUGCGUUCCAGUAUGAUCUACCUGUGACUUCCUCUAGGUGCGGAGUGUGUGAGAGGCCUGGGCUCGCCCAGCAGAGUUCCAGAUGGCCUAUUGAGUUCCAGGCAUAAUGAGGGGUGAUGGAUCAGUGGCGGCUGUGGCAGGGUGGGGCGCAGCCGUGAAUGGGGGCUAAGUGUGGGAAAGAGGAGCAGGUCGGAGCUCUCACACAUUCCUCACUGGAGAGAGGGAGAGGGCCUUUGGCUGCACAUAGACACUGGGACAUCUGGGCUCAAAGCUAUGGAGACUGUUUUGGUGUGUGUGCGUGUGUCCAUGCACGUGGGCGAGAGUGUGUGUGUGUGUGGAGGGGCUUAUAAUGAGGCCAUCGCUUUUCUUCCUGAAUAGAUGGAAUGUCCACAUUGGAAUGUGUUCAUACUCAAAUAAUGUUUUCAUCUGCAUAGUCAUGACUCACUUAUUAGAAAUAUCUUUAAAGAGAGGAGAAAAGACAGACCAGAAAUGAUUUCCCUCCAAAAAUACCCUUGCCAUCUGCCUUUUAAAAUUUUUAGCAUUAGCAUUUUUGUCCAUUUAGUUUAGAGCAACCAUUUGAAUCAAUGUUAAACAUUUUAAUGCAAGUGUCUAGUAAGUUAUUGAAGUAUGUAGACAUUUACCAAUUCUAUUAACUUAUUCACGAGUGAUAGGAGAAACAUUAUUUAGUAAUAGCCUCUGAUGAUGAGAGUGAAGUUCACUGUAUUGUACUGUCCGAAGGCUUCAGUGGGAGCAGAUGUUUGAGUGCAGGUUUCAUUAAUGAGAGGCCAGAGGAGAUUAGAGGAGGAGAGGUGUAAUCAGUGUUAGGUAAGUGUGCACGCACACAGGCCGGCCAUGUGAACGAGGGCGAGGUGGGGGGAACACACGUGCCCCCAGGCUCAGCAGUGCCUCUGAUCUGGGCAGCAGGUUGACAGGGUAUCUCUAGAGGGGGGCAAGGGGGUGGUGGAUGGAGGGGAGAUGGGGUGUGGCCUAUUGACUGGAUCCUCUCCUGCUUUCCCACACUCUCUUUCACAUUUACCACAUACUCUGUGGGGGGGCUGAGUGAAGGUGUCUCACAAUGGAAGUGUGCCUUCCCAGAAGGUGCUGGAUAAUUGUGUUUAAUUGGCAUCUACAAUGUGAAUGUUUCUCUCUCUCUCUCUUUCUCUCUCUCUCUCUCUCUCUCACACACUUUCUCUCUCACUCUCACUCUCUCGCUUUCUCCCUCUCCCUCUCUCUCCCCCUCUCUCUCUCUCUCUCUCUCUCUCUCUCUAUCUCUCUCUCCCAGUGUAUCUUUCUCAUGCUUUCUGUACAUGUGAAAGACAGAGAAGAUGUAAAUGGUAUAUAAGUAACGGAUGUAAGGGGAGAGGAAUUAUUUAAUUUUACAGCACACUUACAGUACUUACAGUACUAUCACAGUAUUAACAUUAUGUCUUCUGACUAUAUUCUUUGUCUCCUUAAUAGGUUAGCAUUAAUAUCUGCAAUGUGAAGUGUGCAGUAUCUAUAUGCCUUUAGGUUCCUUAACAAUGCUGACUCAGUCCCAAUCUGCAGAUGCCUGAUAAGGAAUGUUCCCAGGUAAUAAAAGUGUAACGAUGUGCUUGUGUUCAGUCUCUGCCUCUGAUAUCUGCAACACCAUUCCCUCUGUUGAGGCCAGUAAACCAUGAGAUAAUGGAUGCCUCUCCCAUUGUUGUGUCUGCCUCGCCCACUGGCCUCUGAGUGUGGGAAAGCUAAUCCAGCCUGGUACACAUGGCUUUGUAAUGCUAAUGGCCUCCUAUAAAUAGGGGAGUGGGCUCCUCUCUCAGCUCACAAGCUUCUCGCCUUCCUCAGAGAAGCACACUCUCUGUCUAACAGAAUGGCUCCUACCUACACCAGAGACUCUGACAACACCAUGCUCUCUACUAAAGACAAACAUAAACUAAGGAAACCAGUUGUGGAGAAGAUGCGUAGAGACCGCAUCAACACCUGCAUAGAGCAGCUCAAGACCCUACUGGAGAGGGAGUUCCACAAACAGGACCCCAAUGCCAAGCUGGAGAAGGCUGACAUCCUGGAGAUGACGGUGGGAUUCCUGAAGCAGCAGCUGCAGCCUCAGAGCCCAGUCCUUCAGAGGGCCCACAGUGAGGGCUACUCCCAGUGCUGGAGGGAGACACUGCACUUCCUGUCUUCCAGCUCCAUGAAGGACAUGAUGCUCCAUAACCUCCAGAGAGCUGAACAGGACAUCUGUCUCUCCUCUCCACUCUCCUCCCAACACCAAAACCACAGCCAGGGCCCAGUGAAGCAGGCCACCACAGGCCACAAAUCAGUCUGGAGGCCUUGGUAGAACCACCACAUAGAGAGACUAUCUCACAAACUGGAUGGAUGUUUACCAUCUUUCUUGCUGUAGGAAAUACAUUUCCAAACGUUAUAUUGAAAUUAUAUUAUUUUCUUGUUAUAUUUGAACGGAAUUCUACUGAGGUGAUUAUUUGUUCUCAGAGAAGAAGCUGAACACAUGUUUGUAUUAAUUCAUAAUGAAGAAUAUGUUUGAUAUUUUACGUGUAUGUUUAUGUGUGUAUACGUUUUGUACUCACUUGAUGCACCAAUGUGUUCUUUAGUCCUUUCAUUUUCUAUGAAGAUGAUUGGUAAAGGUCAUAUCUUAACGUGUAUGGUUGCUUAGCUAACUCAAAUCUUGCUUUAACUCUAUUAUAUGUACUGUCCUAAUGAAGGACAUUUACAAAUGCUUUGAUAUGUCUUUUGUAAAGGCUUUUUGGGACAUUGUUGUUCCACCAUAGGCACUGUUGUGCUGUGAAAUGUAUUGUUGACACUGUGUGUCUUUCAUUCUCACUUGAUAAAGUGAACAGACACCUAAAAUGGAUUCCAAUAAAUGUUUUGGAAAGUAA